Molecule: messenger RNA, 351 nt
Organism: Sabethes cyaneus
Lineage: Eukaryota; Metazoa; Arthropoda; Insecta; Diptera; Culicidae
Exons: 2
Coding region: 1-351 (116 amino acids)
Source: RefSeq, a predicted model, not a curated record
AUGAAUGCACUCAUCUUAACUUUCGCCGUCAUUUGCGUCGCUACCCGCGGUGCUUCCGCACAAAUCUAUCUGAACCAACCGAUCGCCCUGGCGCUGCAGCAUCAGCCACUUCAGCACGAGCCCGCUUCCUUAGCACAUCCGGCUGUGGUGGAAAAUGCAUUGAACGAGGCGCGCUACCCGGCAGAGUUGCAGAAUAACUUUUACAAAAACCCGCGCAUUGCUGCAGCACUAGCCAAAGAGUCAUGGUUUGGCGACAAGGAGAUGCCUGUAUUUGAGCGGGCCGCCGAUAAAAUUCCACGUGAAAACAUCGUGAAAAUAAUCAAAAAUGCCGGAUUCGUCCGCCGGCGUUAG